GGUCCCACAUGGUCUUUUGAAGCCGGGGGCGAGGAGGGAGUUUGCCGGGCUUCAGCGCGAGGACAACGGGCGCCUUUUUGGCAUGAAUUGCAUCGAGGCGGUGUUUGGGGAUGGGGAUGGGCGCAUUCGACGUGAACAUGUCGUCGUGCGUACGCUUGCGGCGCUCCCUAGCCAGGGCGAUUGCGGCGUGGUGGCGUUCUGCAAGCCUUUCCCGUUUUCUUUCGAGGGCGGCGAUGAGGGCAGCCUGGUUGUCUCGCUCAAUAGAGGCGACGACCUGCUCGGCGUGAGAGAGAUUCUCUUCCCAUUCCGCAAUUUCAUCGGCUGUGGGGUUUGCGGGAAGGCUCGGGAUGCGGCGAAGGAUGGUGCGCUCAGGGGAUUGAGCGUCGUCCUCCUCGUGGUGGUUUUCAGACGUCUCCUCGUCUCGGACUUCGGCCUGGGACGGCGUUUCGUUGUCGUGCUGAGAGUCAUUGUCGUUUUCGUCCAUGGUGAUGAUACCGCUGGGGUAAACACAAGUGUGGGUCUGUGUACUACCCCAGGGAGGAGAGCGAACGUGAGUUCAAGGUCUCGUGAAAACCCACACCGGUUGCCUCUCGCGAGAGCGGCUUCCAGUAAUACCCUUUCCGUUCUCAUAGACGGAAAUCACCAUGGAGACCAGAUUGUAAUGUACCUGUGUCCAGAACGAUGAAUUAGGUCAAUGUUGAUGCAGAAUGAGAGUGCAAUGUUAUGAACAGAAUGCGCUUAGCCCGUUUUUGUUCUAUGAUCUGUGCACGUCGAGUGAAAAAGAGAUAAGGGAAAGGGAGCUACGGCUACGACUUGUUAUUUAUACACCGUCGGAACACCAGACAUGAAUUAUCCCCACAUAU
Molecule: messenger RNA, 863 nt
Organism: Fimicolochytrium jonesii
Lineage: Eukaryota; Fungi; Chytridiomycota; Chytridiomycetes; Spizellomycetales; Powellomycetaceae
Exons: 1
Coding region: 83-685 (200 amino acids)
Source: RefSeq, a predicted model, not a curated record